This is a messenger RNA of Lingula anatina, 2427 nucleotides long. Its product is annotated as neutral amino acid transporter 9. The record is from RefSeq and is a predicted model, not a curated record. Gene Ontology annotation, biological process: amino acid transmembrane transport. Gene Ontology annotation, molecular function: L-amino acid transmembrane transporter activity. Gene Ontology annotation, cellular component: lysosomal membrane. Lineage: Eukaryota; Metazoa; Brachiopoda; Lingulata; Lingulida; Lingulidae.
GAAAAAAAAAGCGACCUUGACCCAGUUGCGAUCACGAGAUUAAUCACACAGACCGUGUUGAUUUAUCACUAGAAAUAUGCUACUAUGAGUCUGGAUUCCAUGCGAUCAGUAGACGAAGAAGUAUCCCCUCUUCUUGCGUCCCCAGUAGAGGAUUUAGAAGGAGAAAAUGCACCUUUUCGAGAUGCCAACAGUAUCAGAGGCAGGGCAUCUGAGACGCAGAUGGGACCUAGUGCAUCUUGGCCACGGUUAACACAAAAUGAAACUAGAUCUCUUAAAACAAUAGGCAGGAAUGACUCAUUUAAAAGGCGGCCAGUGUGCUACCAAGCCAUUACAGGCAAUUCCAGUGUCCAGUCUGGUACUGUUCAGUAUGAUGAAAACACUGUGGCAGCCAUCAACCGAUACAAGUACUAUAGCAGACUGGAUCCCAGUAGGGGCAGUUCUUUGUUGAUGCCUGACCAUGUAGUACCAUCCCAAUUCUUUUACCCUCUUCCUGUCACUCCAACAGGGAAACAGAGCAGUAUAAUUACUAUAUUUUCCAUUUGGAAUACAAUGAUGGGGACCUCUCUGCUCAGCAUGCCCUGGGGUCUGGGAGAGUCUGGAUUUGGCUGUGGUAUAGGAAUCAUAGUGGUGAUGGGCAUCCUGACACUGUACACCUCUUACAGAGUGAUGAAGUCUGUGGGAUAUAUACAAACAAAAGGAGAAAUCCUUGAGUUUUCUGACGUGUGUAAAAAGUUCCUUGGCAAGUGGGGAGAGUACAGUGCUGUAUUCUUCUCCCUGGCUGCUCUCCUGGGAGCCAUGAUAGUGUACUGGGUCCUCAUGUCCAAUUUCCUGUACAACACUGUUAGGUUUAUAUUUGGUUUAUCUCAUCCUCUGUCAAACCAUACCUCAGCUCCAUCUAUUGAUGGUACUACGUUAUGUGCCACACCAUAUCACGGUCACAUCAGCAAUAGCACCACAUAUCACCUGUCACAAAAUGGACUCCUGCUGAGCACAGGCUUGCAGUCAGAAACUGAUACUUUCAAUGAAGUCUGGGACCAGAGGAAGACUGUGCCUUUCUUUUUGAUAAUCCUUCUAUUUCCAUUGGUCAACUUCAAGUCACCUACAUUCUUUACAAAAUUCAAUGCAUUAGGAACAAUUUCAGUGUUGUACCUGCUCGUAUUUGUAACAUACAAAGUAUCUCAGUGGGGAUUUCAUCUGAACUUUGACCCACCCCCUGCAAUGAAGGACUUUCUUGUGCCACAAUUUUUACCUUCAUUUCCAAACUUGACAGGAAUUUUAGCCUUAGCAUUUUUUAUACACAACUGCGUCCUUACAAUAUUAAGAAAUCAGAAAAAUCCAGAAAAUAAUUCCAGAGAUCUCAGUAUUGCAUACUUCUGUGUGGGUGUCACAUAUCUACUAGUAGGUGUAUUAUUUUAUGCUGGCUUCCCCUUGCCAAAGAAGUGUAUAGCAGAUAACUUACUGGACAAUUUUGGCCACAAUGAUAUUCUAGCAUUUGCUGCCAGAAUAUUUCUACUUUUCCAAAUGACCACAGUAUUUCCUCUCAUCACAUAUAUGAUAAGGCUGCAAUUCAUGCAUGCUGUGUUUGGAAACAUUUAUCCUAGCCUGAAGCAUGUGAUAAUACUCAAUGUUGUUCUGAUUGCCAUGUGUAUACUCUUUGCUGUAUUUCUGCCUCAGAUAGGAACAAUCAUAAGAUUUGCUGGCGCUUUUUGUGGUGUUUCGCUCAUUUUUGCACUGCCAUGUUUGAUAUACAUGCUCAAGUUGAAACAAGAUGGCAGACUCACCUGGCCUAUGAUAGCCAUACACAGCUUCAUCAUCUUUCUUGGAGUGGCGAACUUUGUCGGUCAAUUUUUGACAUUGAGUCACUAGACAUUAUGAUAAGAAACUGUUCUAGGAAGAAAUUGUUUCAACACUCUUCAGAGAAAUCCAGAUAAACGUAUAAGCUUUUACAUGAAAAAAAAAAUGCAAUUGUUGUUUGUGUUUGGUCUGUUGUAUGAUGAAAAAAAAUAUUUGAUCUUGUUUGUAUAUGGGGCCACAAUUAAUGUGAUACAGUGAACUUUCUCAAAAGAUUCAUGUGUAUGAACCUAAAAACUACUUUAUAUUUGUGAUAAUUUGAACACCUUAUUCAGCAUUGUGUGUAGUAUCAGUAGUAUUAUAAGAUGACUUGUUGGAUCUACUGUACAGCGUGUUUCUAAUACUAUUGUAUAUAGGACUAAGAGGUUUUAUUUUUGGAGAUACAAAAUCUGGUCUGUCUACAGAAAUCAUGUGUAUUGAACUUCAAGGUAAUUAGGUCUAGUUGUGCAUCCUUAUGUCACGACAGUCACAAAACAUUAUUUUAAAGCCUCUCAAAAACUUGUAUCUUGUGCAAUAGAGCUCUCAGACACAAAGAAGUACGCAAAAGAACAUUGCAAUAAAUUUAUUUCAGUAUUC